This is a messenger RNA of Pogona vitticeps (central bearded dragon), 1357 nucleotides long. Lineage: Eukaryota; Metazoa; Chordata; Lepidosauria; Squamata; Agamidae. The record is from RefSeq and is a predicted model, not a curated record.
CCGGCGCGCCUGGUGCGCGUGUCGAGCUGUGCGGCUGGGUUUCCGGUCCCGGAAAUUUCGGCGCGUGGAGAGGCGCGUUGGCUGGCCGUGCGGACUAACCAUGCGGCCUGGUUUUAGCCCUCGUGGAGGACGUGGGGAUCGUGGCGGCCGGGGAGGCUUCCGAGGAGGCCGAGGUAGCCCUCGUGGAGGACGUGGGGAUCGUGGCGGCCGGGGAGGCUUCCGAGGAGGCCGAGGAGGUGGAUUUAAGUCUCCUGGUGGUGGUGGAGGAGGAGGAGGUUUCCGUGGUGGCUUCCGAGGUGGGCGAGGAGGCGGUGGAGGUCGUGGUCGUGGAGGUGGUGGACGAGGAGGAAGGGGUGGCUUCAGAGGAGGCAAAAAGGUGACAGUAGAGCCUCACAGACAUGAAGGUGUCUUCAUCUGUAGAGGAAAGGAAGAUGCACUGGUCACACGGAACCUAGUCCCUGGAGAGUCUGUCUAUGGAGAAAAGAGAAUUUCUGUGGAGGACAGUGAACAAAAGGUGGAAUACCGUGCCUGGAAUCCCUUCCGCUCCAAACUGGCAGCUGCCAUUCUUGGGGGCAUCGAUCAGAUCCACAUCAAGCCGGGUGCCAAAGUGUUGUACCUGGGAGCGGCUUCAGGGACGACGGUGUCUCAUGUUUCCGACAUAGUUGGACCAGAAGGCCUUGUGUACGCUGUGGAGUUCUCUCAUCGCUCAGGUCGCGACCUCAUUAAUGUAGCAAAGAAACGGACCAACAUUAUCCCUGUAAUUGAAGAUGCACGGCACCCACACAAAUACCGCAUGUUAAUUGGCAUGGUGGAUGUGAUAUUUGCAGAUGUGGCUCAGCCUGACCAGUCACGUAUUGUGGCUUUAAAUGCUCACAACUUCUUGAAGAAUGGUGGCCAUUUUGUCAUCUCCAUAAAGGCUAACUGCAUUGACUCAACAGCAGCCCCUGAAGCAGUCUUUGCAUCAGAGGUGAAGAAGAUGCAGCAGGAGAAUAUGAAACCACAAGAACAAUUGACUUUGGAGCCCUAUGAGCGAGAUCAUGCUGUGGUUGUUGGCAUUUACAGACCACCACCCAAACAGAAGAAAUGAUGGGUGCAAGCGGUUUCAAUCCACUGUGACAACGCUUCUGGUCAGAGUGGCUCCCCUUGCCACUUUCCGAGACAGGACUUUUUCUCCAGACUGGGCCUCAACUAGCAGAGGGCCAAGCAUUCACUCAAAGAUGCUGUUUAGCAUUGGUGUUCUCUGACAUUUUCAAAUGUGUAUUUUUUUAAAUUAAAAUAUGUAAAACAGAGAUACUUGUUUUGGUUGUGGACUUAGGGAGGAGAAGGCUAUGUGAAUAAAAUUAGUCAAGGAUACUUA